AUGCUUGUCAAGUCCUCUGUCCUUCUCUCUCUGCUGACGGCCUCAGCCUCGGGCCUCGCCAUCCGCGCCGACAACAGCACGCUCGUCACUCCCCCUGUGUCCAGCACCAUCCCCGAGGCCACCGAGCCCGCCUCCUCGAGCAUCCCCGAGUCCUCUUCAACUCCUGCUGCCUCCUCCAGCGCCGCCCCUCCUGCCGCCACUACACCUGCUAUUGCGCCUCCUGCCGCCACGCCUCCCGCUGUCAAGCCUACCAAGUUUGGCAUUGUCCUCUUUGACGGCUUCCAGGUGCUCGAUGCCUACGGCCCUCUGGACACACUGGCCACGCUCCAGAAGCAUGCCAACAUCACCGUCGACAUCCUGACCACUGGCAACAAGACCGUCAGCAGCGUUGUCCCCGGCAAGGGCCCCGUUGGCGCCUCGUUCGUGGCCACGCACGCCAUCGAGGCUCCCCGCCCCGAUCUCGAGGUCCUCCUUGUCCCUGGUGGCCUGGGUACUCGCGACACGGCUGCCUCGCAGCACGUUGUCGACUUUGUCAAGCUGCAGUACCCCAAGCUCAAGUACCUCUUGACUGUCUGCACCGGCUCUGCACUUGCUGCCCGUGCUGGUGUCCUCGACGGCCGCAACGCCACCACCAACAAGCAGUCCUUUGACGAGGUUGUCCCUCUUGGCCCCAAGACCAACUGGAUCAACGAGGCUCGCUGGGUUGUCGAUGGCAACAUCUACACCUCCUCUGGCAUCUCGGCCGGCAUGGACAUGGUAUACGGCUUCAUCACUGAUAUCUGGGGCCAGGCUGUUGCCGACGAUCUUGCUGAGAUCCAGGAGUAUGUCCGCAACACGGACCGCCACAACGACCCCUUUGCCGACAAGGACGGCAAGGAGCCCAUUGUCCCCGAGAGCGGCAACAACAACACUGACUACGAGCAGCCCUCUUACGAGGAGCCUUCUUACGAGGAACCCGAGCAGGACUACGACUACGACAACUAA
Molecule: messenger RNA, 984 nt
Organism: [Torrubiella] hemipterigena
Lineage: Eukaryota; Fungi; Ascomycota; Sordariomycetes; Hypocreales; Clavicipitaceae
Source: the annotation of a GenBank genome assembly